GGUUGCAGACAUUUGCCUUCUAUAGUUGAGCAAAUUUUUUUGCAGGGAAGCAAUCUUUCACCGGUUUGUGGUGUUUAUUAGAUUACAUGAGUGCAUGGAGUGUAGAAGACAUCAUUUGGCUCUUGGCACCAAAUGUAUAGAAUUAGAGGUACAUUCCACAUUUGAUCUAUUUAUUCCUAAAUUUGUCAUCUGGAGUUUUAGAGGUACUAAUAACUCAUGAAUGCACUUGGCGUGUGGUAUUAUAUUUGUGUUGGUGUGUGUAACAUGUAGACUUGUCAUUCUACCUUUGGGCACUGAAUUUAGUAUCAAACAUACAAUUUUAUCUGACAACUUGCACUGACCUUUUCUCUUGCCAAACAUCUACUCUGAGUUCAUAACUAACAUGAUUAGUCUAUCGGCCUCUUGCAGAUGAUGUAAAGAACCAUGGUAGCAUCUUCUUAUUAAAUACAUGCUGGAAAUGUGCAAGACUCUAAAUUAUAAUGACUUGUAAGUCUAAAUUGAGAAGAACUGUUGACCUACCUGUCAGGAAAAAGCUAGAUAACACUAUAAAAGGACACCAUGUGGGGAAUAGGAAAACAGAGACAAUCACAAGCAGAGAGGACACCUGAGCAGCAACAAUUUCCCUAAAGAAGCGCACCAAAUGAAAAGGACACAAAUAAUGUACCUCACUGGGGCAAUCAUCCUGAUUAUGGCUGGAGACAGUCUGCAGAUUGUGGUAAGAGAUUCUUCAGAUGAAACCAGGUGGCAAGAAUAUCAGUCUCAGAUCUUUACAUCAAAUAUUAAACGGCACUCUGAAGGAACUUUCUCCAGUGACCUAACAAGAUACCUGGACAGAAUGAAAGCAAAAGACUUUGUCCAGUGGCUGAUGAACGAAAAACGAUUCAGUCACAGCAAACGGAAUAUUGGAAGUAACUUAAGACUUUCAAAAUUCCCACCUGAUGUCUCAUUUCUUAGGUACAGCUAAAGCUUUGUAACACUGGGACUGUUGGUACAUCAGAUAUUCAUUGAAAGCAGACUCAGCGAUUAUCCAAGAAGAAACAUUAAUCAAGAAAAAUGACACAUUGUACAGUAAAUGUACUUGUAUACACAAUUUACUAUAAAAGAACAAAUAUAAUGUAUUUUCUUUUGCUUA
Rana temporaria (common frog) is the source of this 1132-nucleotide messenger RNA. RefSeq names its product pro-glucagon-like. Gene Ontology annotation, cellular component: extracellular region. The transcript has 5 exons. The record is from RefSeq and is a predicted model, not a curated record. Gene Ontology annotation, molecular function: glucagon receptor binding; hormone activity. Gene Ontology annotation, biological process: negative regulation of apoptotic process; adenylate cyclase-modulating G protein-coupled receptor signaling pathway; positive regulation of insulin secretion involved in cellular response to glucose stimulus. The coding region runs from base 641 to 964 and encodes 107 amino acids. Lineage: Eukaryota; Metazoa; Chordata; Amphibia; Anura; Ranidae.